AUGUCAUCGGGAUUCAAAGUUGAAACGAUUUCCGCCGGAAAUGGUCAAAAGCCCCGAUCAGGUCAACGAGUAUCUGUUCAUUACACCGGAACAUUAACAAAUGGAAAAAAAUUCGAUUCAUCACGCGAUCGUAAUAAACCAUUUGAAUUCACUCUUGGCAAAGGUGAAGUCAUCAAAGGAUGGGACCAAGGUGUUGCUCAAAUGUCCAAAGGUGAACGUGCAACGAUCACAUGUCCACCAGAUUAUGCUUAUGGCAAAGAAGGUGUUGGCAAUGGAUUGAUUCCUGGCAACUCAACCUUGAUCUUCGACGUCGAAUUACUCGACUUCAAAUGA
Messenger RNA from Adineta ricciae, 333 nucleotides. NCBI's taxonomy places the organism in Eukaryota, Metazoa, Rotifera, Eurotatoria, Adinetida, Adinetidae. The record is from the annotation of a GenBank genome assembly.